CUAAUUCCUUGUUUCUUUCUGCGCGGACUCUAUUAUUCCAAAAUUUCCAAAUACCAAUUUCCAAUUUCGUUUAUAGGUUAUGAGCGUUAUUUACAGUUAUUUAUGCAUAAUCUCCGAUGAUGAGAUAGCGUUUGUGAGAUCUUUUCUGUGGUAUAAUGAUAUCCUGCGUAGUCAACGACUGUUCUUCUACUAAGAAUACGAGAAUAAAGGGCAAUCCGAUUAGAUUCUUUCCUUUCCCGGAGAACGAUCUGUGAGUGAUUCCUCUAUAACGAUCAACGCUCUGGUAUAAUCGUUCAGUUUCUUUGUUGAAUACUGGGAGGAAAAGUCAGUGGCUUCGUAACUGCAAUUUAGCGUCCAGCGAUAAGAAAAUCCGGCACCUUUGCGAGCUUCAUUUUGAGAAGAAUCAAUUUACCACGUCCGGAGACUUGAAGACCACCGCCAUUCCCACAUUUCCCACUCUAUUCGAUAAAGGAGAAUCUUUGAAAGAACAAAAGGCGAAGAAUAUGUCACAGGCAACACCAAUGAAAGUAUCAUUGAAACGAAAGAAAUUAGAUGAACAUUCACCUGCUUUAGUGACACCACCACUGAGUCCAUCCAUGCAAGAGAAUAUCGAAGAUUUGUUUAGCGGAAAUAAAGACACUCAGUCAAUGAAUCAAGUAACAGCUAUAAACGGUUCCACUUUAUCAACUUCUAUGACACAUGGGAAUUCUCAGGCAAAUGCAAAGACAUAUCGUCUGAUAAUACAAAUUGACAAGAUACGAGGCAAACCAGCCCCGAAGUGUAAAAAAAUAAUGCCUUUGAUCAAAUUUAAGAGCACGAUAAACACAGGAACGAACGAAAGUGGUACGGCAAUAAAACAUCGGUCGUUGCGUAUGAAACCCUGUCCUCAGGGUUUGUGCAAAUUGAAGAAAUGUAUGUAUCAAUCAAAACCAGCAUUUCAAUGUGAAGUAUGUGAUAAAUAUUACAUCGUGCAGACAGGAGAAAUCAAGAAUUUCCUUUGCACCAAAUGUAAUAAAACUUUUCCUAAUUCACAAUCUUUACAAGAACAUGUCAAAAAGCAUUUUAAGUGUGAUAUAUGUCAGACAGAAUGUACUAAUCAAUUAGCAUAUGAUAAGCAUGUAAGACUGCACGUUAGUACCGAUCCACAAAAUCCAUACAAAUGUCAUCAGUGUCAUAUGGUAUUCGAUGUGAAGGAUGGUAUUAAGCAGCAUUGUUUGGCAGAACAUCCUAAAAUAUGUGUACAGAACGUCAUUCAGGUUUCUCCUCUACCUCCAAUAGCCCCUAAACAAUAUGAUUAUUUCUGUCUCAGCUGCAAUAUUGGUUUUUCACAAGCAGAAUCUUACAGGAAUCACAUAAAUUCUCAUGCAAAGGAAGAGGGUUUUACAUGUAACAUUACAAACCAAACCAAAAAUAUAAUACCUGUACCGAAUCCUUUAACCGGGAAUCAAAUAGGUAUUCUCCAACCAGUGAAGUUCACUUGUCGGGUGUGCUCGAAACAGUGUGACAACAUUGAUGAAGUUAACAUGCAUACACGGACUCACUUGGAGGAUUCUGGGGAAGAUCUGAAAUGUAACAUAUGUAAGAAGAACUUCAAGGACAGUGUGCAGUUCAGCGAGCACUUAAAGCAUCAUUUGUCACGCGCGUAUCCUUGCCCAAUUUGCUCAAAAGCCUUUAUUAAUAGAACUACUUUGAACAUACACUUAAAGACGCAUUCUGUAUCGGCAUAGUAACACAUAAGUGACACAUUUUAUUUUGACACUUUAUCAUUGAUAUUUCUCCUAAACACUUCUUUAAAAAGUUUUCACAUGUGACAUUACAUAGUGUAGGACACAUUUUAGUAAUUGUAUAACAUUACAUUGUAUAACGUUCAUUGUAUAACUAAAGUUCUGUAGCGUUACACAAUUAUUAAAAUGUAUCCUAUACAAAUUGAUAAGUUCUUUAAACAUUACAUGUCCAAAGUUUUUACAUAUAAUGUUUAAAGAGCUUACCUAUUUUCAUAGGAUACAUUUUAGUAAUUGUAUAACGCUACGGAACUUUAGUAAUGUGAUGCUACGAAAACUUACACACUUGAUGUUUGCUCCUUAUGCCCAAUUUUUUUACCUCUUGAUUACUUUAUCUAUAAUAUAUUUUUUAGAGCAUAUUAUAAUUUCUAUUAAAAUUUUAACAUUUUGUGUCAAAAACUAAUAUUAUGAUAAGCUAUUCGUUAAACAUAUUUCUGAUGAAAAUUUUUUUCAUAAUUUUUAUACAAAUUGAAACAUUUUUCAAAAAUACUUCGAAAUAUUCCAAAAGUCUACAUCUCUCAGAAUUUAUCAUACAUGCAAAUUGUGAAAUAUUCUAAGAUUUCUCAUGUUAUAAAUUUCUUUUAACUAUUAAUUUUUGUAGAUUUUAUAACAUUUUAUUAGAAAUUAUAGAACAAAAAGUUUUAGAAAUUUUAGGAUAUUUUAUAAUAUUCGGAGAAAAGAUAAAUUUUCUGAGUAUUUCUGAAAAAUGUUUCAAUUUGUACAAAAAAUUUGAGAAAGUUAUAAAAUUAUAAAGAAAUUGUGAAAAAUUACAUGAAAAAUUCUGAGAAAAAUUUUCACCAGAGAAAAAUUUAACCAGAGGUUUCAAUGAAGAAAAUGAAUUUUUAGUUAUUUAGUAUCUUUAUCUGGAAGAUAGCUAUCGAGAGGUGUGAAGAAAUCGGGUAUUAGAUAUUAAAUAUGCAAAUAUAAAUUGCUCUACGUGUUCUUUUCAAAUUAUUAGUUUAUGCCUAAGUGACUUUCUUCAUGACAAAAUAAUUUUUAUUUGCUGUUACGCAGCAAAUUUUAUUUGCUGGUACGACGCUUAUUUCAGAAUAUAAUUGAGAUGUAUAAGAUUUUCAGGAAUUUUGAUUUUUAUAGAUUAUUGUAAUAAGUAAAUUUUCUCGAUAGAAUUUUCUUUGUAUGUAAUUACAAGUUUAAAAUAUAAUUUUAAUCUUAAAUUACACUGAUGGAGUACAAAGGUACUCUAUCAAUAUGAUUAAGGAUUAAUUAUGAGAUCAGAAGAAGGAAAAAAUAUACUUCUGUAAAUAUCAAAUUUAUGUGUUAGAGAAAAAUUACAUUUUUUUUUAUUUUUAAUGAUUACAUUUAGUAGCGGCGAAGAGGACAGAGGGGUGAUCUCACUCGUAUGUCGUUUUAGUAAGAACGCAAAUUUUACGGUGCAAUACUAGUUACAAACAAAAAUUUGGAAUUUCAUGUUUAACCCUCAGCUGACACAUUGAAUGUCGUAUACCCAUAAAUCGUUUACUCCUUCCCUUUUAAAUAUUUCGAACAUAUUCAACUUCUCGAUUUUCACACCUAUUUAGUUUUUUUUUAACCUUCUGUCAUAUUGAUUUAAAAAAAAUUCAAAUUCUAUGCAUUAGAUACCAAGAUAUAGACAAUUGAAAAUGGUCGGGUGACGUAUGUACACCCAUGUGUUGCAAAAUAUCGAAUAUAGUAUGCUACUGAGGGUUAAUUAUGUGAUUUCAAUUUAAUUUUUUAAAGAUUUGAUAUGUUGAAGUAAUUUUAACUGAUGUCUGAUUUCAAAUUUAUUUUAAUGGAUGGAUGGAUGGAUUUAUUUUAAGGAUGGCUUAACUGAUUUCAUGAGUGAGUAACUCCUUAUCUUUGCUGCUUGGGCAAAAGAGGAGUAAAUAAAAUUGUAAAACCUCAAAGUCCGCAUUACAAAACGAAACUUAUUUCUACUAUAGCAAAAAGAAAAGAAAUUGAUCUUAAGAUCAAUAAACAUUUGAUAAUUAGUUUAUUAAUGAUUACCAUCAACAGUAUAGUAAAGAAAGCAUAAGAGGCAGGGAAGAGGGAAUGCUUCGGGCGUUAUCUUUCCUUACUACAUCACUGGUUAAUAUUUUUUAACGUGUGCAUGUUGUAUACGUGAAAUAAUAGUUUAGAACAUACAUAGUGUACAUUAUUCUAUUCAAUAAACAAAUAUUAUAUCAUGUCUAAAC
This is a messenger RNA of Solenopsis invicta (red fire ant), 3952 nucleotides long. RefSeq names its product zinc finger protein 699. Gene Ontology annotation, cellular component: nucleus. Lineage: Eukaryota; Metazoa; Arthropoda; Insecta; Hymenoptera; Formicidae. Gene Ontology annotation, molecular function: DNA-binding transcription factor activity, RNA polymerase II-specific; RNA polymerase II transcription regulatory region sequence-specific DNA binding. The coding region runs from base 504 to 1727 and encodes 407 amino acids. The transcript has 4 exons. Gene Ontology annotation, biological process: regulation of transcription by RNA polymerase II. The record is from RefSeq and is a predicted model, not a curated record.